GUGAUAACUACGACCUGCGUUCCUUGGGGAAGACUAAAAUUAUACCGUCCCUACCCUAUUGAAAUUGACAUUUAAAAUGGUUAAAUUAAGGAUUAAGGUUAGGUAAGGUAAGGGUUAUGGUUAGGGGGAGGGACGUCCCACUGAUCCUCGAUAGCACUAACCAAAAUUAGACGCCGGUUUUUUCCCACAAUCCUUUUCACCAGUAAAGUGACCUCUGGUGUGCAAGAUUUCAGAGCAGGCUAACCAACCCAAACCAGCAGCAAAAUGGUCCCACCAGUGGCAGUGUCACCGCUUAUUAAGACAGCAAGGUACUCAGCGUUGAUAGCUGGUAUCGUCUUUGGCAAGAGGAGAUAUGAUGAACUAAAGCCCAUUGCUGCGGAGGAGAGAAGGAUUGAGGAGGAGGAGAAGAAGGUUCGGGAAGAACAAGAAAAAAUUGCCAAAGCUCUAGCUGAAGCCAGUGAAGAGUCCAUUUUGAAAUGAGCUGGCACUGGGAGAAGUUACUGUGAAGCUCUUCACUCUGCUCCUUUAUUUUUCCACUCUUAUUUUCCUGGAUAUACUUGGUACAAAACUCUCCAGCACAGUUAUUUUAUUGACAUGUGCACUCUAACCGAUGAACCCUCACUUGGUCUGGAGACCAAAUAUAGUAUUUUGUAGUUAUUCAAAUGGCAUGUAAAAUAAUGGCUUGCUAUUUGAAUUCAGAACUGUAAUAUCACAAAUGUAGUAUUGUAAGUAAAGUUAAAUGUUUGUACCCUUGUUACACACCCUCAUAACAAUGUCAUACAUGCUACAUGAUAAAUAAAUGGUAAAUAUUUAUUAUGUCUUUGAAUCUUCAUCCUUUCUCCAUUUUCCUUGCACUUGCUUAACUAACUUUUUUCGUCACACUUGCUUUGUUUUUAAGUCAUGGAUAUGCUAUUAUGGAAUUAUUAUUUUUUUACUGUAGUCUACGCUAUAUGAAGCAUCAUUCAUCAACCAUCAACUAAUAUUUAUUGUUCUUUCACAUUAGUGUACUUCCUAAUCUUCUAGACACUAUAAAACUGAAACUACAAAAAUUAUUAAAUUAUUACAUGAAAUAAGAUCCUACUGUUCGGUGUCAUGGCCAUGCACGUGAAUAGGAGGACUGUGGUCUGCUGUUAUGACUGGAGUGGAUCCAACACCUUCUUUCAGGUGAAGCAGACCCUUGACCUGGCACUAGCCAAAAGCCAAAGGUGCCAAGCCACAGUAAUUCAAGCUCAUCCCCAGGCUAAAUGUAAGCAGCAACAAUGACAGAAGUGGUUAAUAAUAGAAAAAGACAAAAGCUUUAUUUGUCAACUACAUAUAUUAACUAUAGCGCACCUUAUAAAUUAGUAAGAGAUGUGUUCCAAUGUAUGGCCUUCCUCACUGAAAUAAUUUUCAGAAAUGACAGGGUUGUGACACUUAUGCACCCAUUUCACCUGGCGUCAACCCUCUUGUAAUGCGCUUCAGCAGUCUCCUGCCCAAGAACGUUUUGUCUGGGAUUACAGAAUCAAACUGGUGCAACAGACCAUGUUACUUAACCCAGGGGCAGGAACAUAAAGUCCCACGUGGACUGUUAAUUUCAUAAAGCGUGUAUUCUUACAAUUGAAUAAUUUGUUGUUUACUCUUACUUCGGCUGCCUGAACUUGACAUUCAAUCCCUCUAUUUAUCCUUAUUCAAUGAAUAUAUUUUAUGUGAGUUCAAAGAAAGUGAUACCAACUGAUAAGAAAUACAUGUAAUUUAUUUCCAUUUAAUUUACUUUACAUGUAACUAAGGAACUAUCUAAUAACUUCAAUUUGCCAUGCCCAUGUGUAAACAGUACUUUGGCUUGGCUGAGGUGAGGUUAAGGUGAACUAAUUCCCUAGACGUGCUUUCUCUGUGUUUAGACUAAUAUACACCCCUGCUACAAUUACAUAAAGCCAUUUCAUUGUUUGUAUGGGAGAGUUCAACAGCUUACUGACAGGAUUUUGUUAACUGGAUUAGUAAUAGAUUAAGAUUUAACCUUCCAUUUAGGACCAAGAUGUGAAAAUAAUCAGUGAGCUCGUCUGUGCCUUGGGUAUAUAAGGAUCCUAGGCAGAAGAGAAACACAUACCUACAACUUCAUUGAAGCUUAACCUCUUGCUUUGUUCCUGAACAGAAAUGGACUUCCAUAUGCUGCCCCUUGUGGUGGUGCUCCUGGCGGGUCUGGAGCAGAGUUGGGCCGCCUCCUGUGUGGUGGACAGUUUCAAUGUCAAGGAGGACUUUGACCCCAAGAGAUAUGCAGGGAAGUGGUACGCUCUGCAGAAGAAGGACCCUGAGGGACUGUUCCUCCAGGACAACAUCUCAGCUGAGUACACCAUCGGUGACGACGGCUCUAUGGUCGCCUCCUCCAAGGGACGUGUCACACUUUUCGGAUUCUGGGUUGUGUGCGCUGACAUGGCUGCCCAGUACACUGUGCCGGACUCUGCCAACCCUGGAAAGAUGUUCAUGAACUACCAGGGCCUGGCCAGUUAUCUGUCCAGCGGAGGUGACAACUACUGGGUGAUCGACACCGACUAUGACAACUAUGCCAUCACCUAUGCCUGCCGUACCCUGAAGGACGAUGGAAGCUGUGAGGAUGGCUACUCCCUGAUCUUCUCCCGUAACCCUCGUGGCCUGCCACCAGCCAUCCAGAGGAGCAUUCGCGCCAAGCAGGAAGAGAUCUGCAUGGCUGGACAGUUUGAGCCCGUGCUGCAGUCUGGAGCUUGCUAAACGUCUACUCUGAAGGAACUUGUGCUGCCAAGGGAUCCCUACAACGUGCUGGCUUGGACAGAGAUAUUUACUGAUGACUGAAGAGGGAAAUCGCAUAAGAGAUUUCUUUUUUUAUAUAAAAAUGAUACUAUGCCCCCAUGUACACUAUUAGUCAAAAGUUUGGACACACCUACUCAUUCAAGGGUUUUUCUUUAUUUUUACAUCGUAGAAUAAUA
Coregonus clupeaformis (lake whitefish) is the source of this 2936-nucleotide messenger RNA. RefSeq names its product purpurin. Gene Ontology annotation, molecular function: retinoid binding; retinol transmembrane transporter activity. The record is from RefSeq and is a predicted model, not a curated record. Lineage: Eukaryota; Metazoa; Chordata; Actinopteri; Salmoniformes; Salmonidae. The transcript has 9 exons. Bases 2131 to 2721 code for a protein of 196 amino acids.